Messenger RNA from Sitodiplosis mosellana (orange wheat blossom midge), 3520 nucleotides. RefSeq names its product solute carrier family 12 member 8. Bases 1059 to 3200 code for a protein of 713 amino acids. Gene Ontology annotation, cellular component: membrane. The transcript has 11 exons. Gene Ontology annotation, molecular function: potassium:chloride symporter activity. Lineage: Eukaryota; Metazoa; Arthropoda; Insecta; Diptera; Cecidomyiidae. The record is from RefSeq and is a predicted model, not a curated record. Gene Ontology annotation, biological process: potassium ion homeostasis; potassium ion import across plasma membrane; cell volume homeostasis.
AAUUUAUUGAAUAGUUACAACGAAAGUAGGUCUCUAAUGACGCUCAGCGGUGGUGAUGAUGAGUCAAUGUUGAGAAUUCAGUGUUUAGCGAGAGCGUGAGAGAUAGAGAGAUAGAUAGAGAGAGAGAGAGAGAGAGAGAGAUAUCUGAAACUAGCGGAACUUGGAACAUCAAACAUGGAGUAGCGGUAAAAUGACAUUUACCUGAUUUUCAAUGCCAAUCAACAGAUUCAGUGCAGAAAGCCUAGAGAGAGGGAUAAAUGAACAAAAAAAAAACGACAUACACAAAACAAAAAGAGAGUUUGUACUUAGUGUGUGAGAUAGAAGAAAAGACACAUUUUUUUUAUAUUUAUAAGCGAUAAGUGUGGCCCAUGACACGUGAAUAAAUGUCAGAAAGAAUGAAAAAUGUAAUAAAUAUCGCCGCCAGAUUUGUUGGUGUCAUUUUGAACCGAGUUUGAUUGAAGAAAACAUAUUCUCUUGUUCUGGUGUUGUGUAUUCACUUGUCGCUCGUAUCUAUAGAAGUGUGUGAAGUUUUCGUGUUGCGCUGGAACAUUUUCUCCUGAUGUUGUUUGGUGUGUUCCACAUCUGUUUCGUCGGCGGUGUUCGAAUGACAUCAGUGAAUGUACAAUGAUGAUAGUUUCCUCUAAACGUAAUUUCAAAUCAAUUUCAAUAUGAAAAAUUAAAAGAAAAAAAAAAAAAAAAAUUACAAGCAAAAAAAAAACAACGACGCAUUCACGACCAUCACGAGCGUUAGCUACAAAUUUUCGAUUUAAUAUCUCUCUUUUGAAUCCACCGACAAAGUAAACAACAGAACAAAUAUCAAUGAAAUUAAUUCGCGUACUCUUUUUUCUUAAAUCAAACACAUAAUGUUAUAAGAAAACAAAACAAAUCGCGAGUCAAAUAAUUGAGUCAUAUCAACAAAACAGCAUACUCACUUGCGUAGCAAAUCGAUGCAAUUCAACGAUAAAGUGAUAAAUUAAAAAAGAAAUAACAACAGCAACAAAACGUUAUUGUAGUAAUAAAUUGAGAAUUAUAGCAUUUAGAUAGAAAAUAAGGAUAAAAUGUCAAGCGAUACAACAAACCAACGAAACAACGUUGAUUGGUCCAGAUAUGGUUUAGGCAAUGAAGAAUCUUACAACUAUUCGAAUCGCGUACGACCGAGAGGUAAUUCGACCGGGUUUGUUGAUCUCGGCAAUGAAUACCAAUAUGCAUCAGGUGGACAUCAAGCAUCAGGUGCGAAUGAGAUUUUUGCCGAAGUUCAAGGCGACAAACCAUGGUGGCGAACCAAUUUCUUUAUAUCACAACCCAUUUUAUUCGGCACUUGGGAUGGUGUAUUCACCUCCGUUUUGAUUAACAUUUUUGGCGUCAUUGUAUUCCUGCGAUCCGGUUUCAUUGUGGCACAUGCGGGCAUUUUCAAUGGCGUUUUGAUCAUUUUUGCCACCAUCAGUUUGGCUCUGAUCAGUGUACUGGCGGCUGUUGGUAUUUGUGAACGAUGUCGCGUCGAAAGUGGCGGCGUUUACUUUCUAAUUGCGCACACACUUGGCUCACGCUUUGGCGGUUCACUCGGUUUGUUAUAUUGUUUUGGACAAGCCGUUGGUUGUGCAUUGAAUGUGCUAGGUUUCGGUGAGUCGAUGGCUGGUCUCGUUGGUUUGGAAAAAAAUGUAUGGGCGAUCCGUGGAUUUGCUGCUGGUGCGGUGCUUUUGCUUGGUGUGAUCAAUGUGGCCGGUGUCAAAUGGGUUAUCAAGCUGCAGUUCCUACUGCUGUUGGUACUGCUGUGUGCUGGACUCAAUUUCAUGGUUGGCAGUUUCAUUGGCGAGGAUCCAAAAAAUGGUUUUACGGGAUGGAGUUUUGACAAUUUGGCAAACAAUUUCUGGUCAUCAUAUACAGAUGGAUAUACAUGGUUUCGAAUUUUUGGUAUAUUCUUUCCGACAAUCACCGGUGUCUUAUCUGGUAUUAAUAUGAGUGGUGACCUGCGUGCACCAUCCACCGAUAUUCCCAAUGGAACUUUGGCCGCUUUUGGCACAUCGACAUUCUUGUAUUUGGUAUUUGUACUAUUUUUGGGUGCAACAUGUGACCGUAAAUUUUUAUACACAGACUUUUUGAUUGCACAAAAAGUGUCAGCGUCAAGCAUUUUAUUGUUGGCUGGUGUUUAUGUGUCCAGUAUAUCUUCAUGCUUGGGUGCUAUGUAUGGAACGCCAAGAGUUUUGCAGAGUAUUGCAUUGGAAAACGUAAUUCCGGCCAUUGGAAUUUUGGGCAAAGGUCGCGGCCCAAACAAAGUGCCUCUAUAUGCAAUGGGGGUAGUAGCUACGGUUACGAUUGCAUUCAUCAUGGUGGGUGACAUUAAUUUCCUUGCGCCGAUUGUCACAAUGCCCUUCUUGUUAACAUAUGCAUGCAUCGAUUAUUGCUACUUUGCACUGGCACAAACCUUUGACAUCCAAACCAAACGUGAAGAGCGUUUUCGUAUUCAAGCGCAGAGUCCUUCGUACGAAAGUCGAAGAUAUGGUGCAGUUGUGAGCGAAAACGAUAAUGAUUUGGAUCAUUUGUUUCCCGAACGAACUCGUCAUAAGCUUGGAAACUCAAAUGUUCAAUCAAAUCACAAGGUGCCUUCAAGAAAUUCAAAUCUUCCGAACAAUAUCGAGUCAACAAGCGAUGAUAUUCAAAAUAGCGGCGAACAGCAUGGCUUAAAUGAUAGCGAUGGUGUUACAUUCCGUGGUGGUAAUCAAGAUUCAGUCAACAGCACAAAUGCGCAAGUUAAUGUUAACAAUGACGACGACGAACCGAUCGCACAGCCCAUCGCCCCCAUCCACUCGAAGACGAAAAAUUGGUAUUCAAACUAUUGUAACCGUUGGGUGUCACUAUUUGGUGCUAUUCUCAAGAUUGUCAUCAUGAUGUUGGUCAAUGUGUACUAUGGAGCCACAUGCAUCUUUUUGGUGUUUCUCACUUGGUUCUAUGUUGGUACGGCAAAUCCAGCAGUGAAGCCAGGUCUAGCAUCCGAGUUCCGCUUGAUUGUUUGGCUCAAGAGCCUUAUUAUCCGAUGCUUUGGAAAACGAUCCAAUGAAUUCGAACAAAUUGUGGUUACACCAUCGUGUCCCGGAGUUGAUUUACGUUCCGAUCAGAUGAACGAAGAAAAUGAAGAUUUUUCAUCACGACGCCGUUACCAUCAAACCUCCAUCAUUCAGGGUCAUUAUGUUGAUGACGUUUGAUAACAAUGAUGAUCUGAUGAACCCCUCACUUAUUAUCAUUCUGUAUAUUGUGUUAGAAUUUUGCAACUAAUACUGUACAUUUUUAUAUUGUAUUGUUAAGAAUCUUCUCUCAUUUUUUUUUGGGCAGCUAAAGCCAUGAACCAGAAAUUCUGAUUUUUAUUCGUGACACGAACAAAAAUUGUACUAUGCAAUUAAUUUAUUAAUGAUGAAAUCUACUAAUCGAAUCGUAAUGUUAACUGUUGUUUCAAUCAGAUAUAGAAGAAAAGAAACCAAGAAAAAUAAAACUGUAAUAAAGUCGGCAGCAUUUUUGUGACCAGAAA